This is a messenger RNA of Scophthalmus maximus (turbot), 3150 nucleotides long. RefSeq names its product putative leucine-rich repeat-containing protein DDB_G0290503. Bases 446 to 1510 code for a protein of 354 amino acids. The record is from RefSeq and is a predicted model, not a curated record. NCBI's taxonomy places the organism in Eukaryota, Metazoa, Chordata, Actinopteri, Pleuronectiformes, Scophthalmidae. The transcript has 4 exons.
CAAAUACAAACAACCAAUCGCUGUCAAAUAUGCAAUUGUAGGCAACAGGGCUCCAGGAUGCGAGUCUUUUUUUUUUCUUAAGUCGAGGGAGCGAGUCUGCCAAUGUGUGUGAGAGGGGCAAGAGUCCGGGAGUGAUUAGUCAACUGCGGGCGUCACGUCAAAGUUCUCUGUCUACACCACCUCCUCUGCUGCGUGUGCGGGUCUCGUCUCCUGACUCGCCUUCCGUGUUCUCUUAACCCGUGGUAGGCCUCCUGGCCCUGGCCCUGCUCCUGGUCCUAGUCCUGGAGCUGGUGCGGUUUAACCAGAACGGCGUGCUCUUUUAAGCCUUUCACCGCGGCUCCGUCCAGACCAGACGUGUCGGUGUCACCCCUCUCCUCUCCUCCAGUCCAAGCAUCGCACCUCGCCGGCCACGAUCACACCGACAUCAGUAAAUCAUUGUGGAGCCAUGCUGAGAUCCUUCACAUUCAAGUUUGACUGGAGCAGACAAAUGUCAUCAAGCUCUGCAGGACAACGGCACCUGGAGUUGAAGGAAGUGGCCCAGGCUGUGAUUGGGCCACUAAAGAGUGGGCUCCAUUCCUUCAACAAUGUCUUAGAGAUGCUCCUCUGUGUCAGUGCAGACAUUGUCCUUCCUGAUAGCCAGACUUUUCAUGACAUUAGACAAGAGAUUGAGAACAUGAAGCAGCGGAUGGAAGAGUCGGAGCAGGUAGCCAGAAGAGAGCUUCAGCAGCUUGAUGGGGAGACUGAACAUCUCACUGCAGAGCAGAGUCGUUUAGCAAACCAGAAAAGCCAGAGAGAGCUUAACAUAGUAGGCCUAAAAAUACAGCUGGAGUCACACAGAUCCUGUCUGGAGAGUUACAAAGAAGCUCUGGAGAUAGAGAGGGUUAACCUGAAGUCAGCAGAAAACACCCGAGAUAGAAUGAGAGAUAGGAGAGAUGGGGGCGAGAACGUAAGAAAUGCAGGGAUUGGUAUCACGUUUAUCCCAAUUGUGGGUUGGAUUGCUGGACCAAUUAUGAUUGCGGCUGGUGAAAGCGAGAGGAGCAUUGCCUCUGAUGCUGUGGACAGCGCUAAUAGGGAGAUAGAGAACUGUGAAUCUCAGGUGAGCUCAUACUCCCAAAAAGUGUCUGAGUACAAUUCCUCGAUUUGUCAAGCUCAGCGUGAAAUCCAAGAGGCUGACAACAAGAUUCGUGAGGUGGAGACCACACUGCGGAACGUUGCUGUGAAGCGGGAGGCUGUUUCUAAUGUUCAACAAAACAUGAGAUGUGCUGUCCAUCAGCUGGGGAAGCUGUGUGGGGUGGGGAACGUGGCAGAGCUGCAGACCAAAUUCCUAAUCCUGUUGGAGCCUGUGGGGAAGGUAAUGGAGGAAAUGACCACAGCACUGGGUCAGAUCGGUGGGAAUGAGCUACUGCACACUGAGGGCAUAAACAGAUUGAUGUGGGACAUUAAAGAAAAACAGAACAAACUAAACCAACUUGUUGACACCAAUAAGAGUAUUGGUGAGGAUUAUUACUGAUUUGCAAUUCUCUCAGUCAUUGCUGCAUGUUAGUAAGUUGUCUAUUUUAGUUGUUAAGCUUCCUAAGCUCUCUCUUUUCUCAUAUGAGUCUCCCUUCAUUGAAAGUAGCAGGACAGAAUGAACAGAAAUAGUAGUUGUACUGAUGUGAUGAAAUGAGACUAGUAGUUAAAGCUUUUCUUGAUCAGGUAUUUAAAUGCCCGUAAAUUGUGUUAUGUGGUUUCUUUACAGGAUCUGGGCCUAAAGUGACAUGAACAGUCUAUUUUACACAUUUACUGCUUGACGUCUAAAGUCAUAUCUUCAUGUCAAAUAUUAUGUUGUGCAUUGGUACAAGCAGAUUUGGAAAUUAGCAAGUUAUUAAUAAUUAUCAAAGACAAAUAUAUGAAUAACAAAAAUAAAAAUAUUACCACAUUUUUUUCCGAUUGCUAAACGACAGUGGUCACAACUGAAACCACAUGUGCAAAAGUCUAACCACAGUCGGCUUCACCAACAGUCACCUGAGCUAAACAGGUCGCAUCACCUGUAAUACUCAUUCACGCAUCACAACUCUUCACACACGUCUCAAAACAGGCUCAGUUGAGACAACAGACACUGUCACAUAGAACACAAACACACACACACACACACACACACACAGUCACUCAGAACACACACAAACACACACACACACACACACUAUAUUCAUUAUAUUCACAUACAUUAUAUUUAAUAAAUUCUUAAAUCUUAUUAUAUAUUCACUGCUUAAAAAACAGAGAAUGCCUGACAAUAUUGAAAUUGAAGGGCUCAAGUCAUGACAUAAGGGAAAUACAGUUUCACAUGAUCUUUUCAAGGAAGUUUCGCCAUGGAAAUGUUUGACUGUCAGCAGAGGGAUUUGACUAUGAGUAUGUUUGCUUAAAUGUUUUACAUGUCAUGAUAAGUAUUUUUUAAUCAUUGAAUCAUCAUUGGAUAAAGAAAAAUAUAAAAAAGGGACAUUUUAAUAUCUUAAAAUGAAUUUGAUCCAAGUAAAUCUUGUAAUCAUAAUCUGAUGAAUCUCUAUGUAGAAGUUAAAGAGGUCUGAUUUAUGAGGAGGUACUGCACUCAAGGAGAGACCCUAACCCUAACCCCCCUUCACAGGCCUGAGACAAACCCUCAACUAGUGCAAUCCACCAUCAGGGAGAGCUCUGUGCUCAUCCUUGAGCAACCAGCCUCCGCCUGAAGGCUCCAAGUAGAGUUGUUGGAAUGGUUCAUGUCAGCACAAAGACGGGUAACAGGUUUAGAUCAAACUAAUUAAAUGCACAACCCCAUUUUCUUUGAACUCUCUCACUCUUCCUUCCUAGCGAUUCACUUUUGUUUCCUCUGGUCUGUUGUACUGCAAUGAUAACCAUCAACAACACGAAAAGAGUGCUUCUAGUACAAUACCAAAUUAAAGAGGCAUCAAACUAAAUUGAACAAAUUUAUGAAAUUACAGGAUAAAACAUGGUUGUACCAUUUCAAUGGUAUUUUUUUUGGCAUUUGCCUUUUCAUAUAUCCAAAUAUUCUUUGUAUAAUCAUGUUAUAAUUUCAAUGUCAUAAUUAUGUUAUAAUUUCCCAUUCUUAAUUUUUCAAUAGUUUAGACAUGUAAACCUGUACUGGUAAAAUGAAAAUCACAUAAACUUUUAGAAGAA